UCAGAUCCGGAAGUGGCGAGGGCGGGGUCGGCUCUACGGAUGAAAUUGGCCGCUAAGCGAAGAUGCUGCUGGACUUGUCGGAGGAGCACAAGGAGCACCUGGCCUUCCUGCCGCAAGUGGACAGCUCGGUGGUCGCCGAGUUUGGGAGGAUUGCGGUGGAGUUCCUGAGGCGAGGCUCGAACCCCAAGAUAUACGACGGCGCAGCUAGAAAACUCAAUGUGAGUCGUGACACUGUCCAGCAUGGUGUGGAAGGAUUAACUUACCUCCUCACUGAAAGCUCAAAGCUCAUGAUUUCUGAACUGGAUUUCCAAGACUCUAUUUUUGUUCUGGGAUUCUCUGAAGAAUUGAACAAAUUGUUGCUUCAGCUGUAUCUGGACAACAGAAAGGAGAUCAGAACUAUUCUUAGUGAAUUGGCACCAGACUUUCCCAGUUACCACAGCCUUGAAUGGCGACUAGAUGUACAGCUUGCAAGCAGAAGCCUCAGGCAACAGAUAAAACCAUCAGUGACUAUAAAGCUACAUCUUAACCAGAAUGGAGAUCGCAACACUCAAGUUCUACAGACAGACCCAGCCACCCUGCUGCAUUUGGUUCAGCAGCUGGAACAAGCAUUGGAGGAGAUGAAAACAAACCACUGCAGGAGAGUCGUGCGCAAUAUCAAGUAGUCCCGGUUUUAAGAUUAAUUCCCUUUGAAGUACUUGUGAAUUAAUGAUAUGCAGCAGUUACUUUUAAAAACCUUUUUUUAUUAAUUGAUGGUGAUAACUACAUAUAGAUUCUAUGAAAGUUCUUUUCCUAUGACAAGAUGUGAGGUCAUGUUCAAGGCUAACAUAAAGUUCCUUUCCUGGUGCUAAAUGUGGCCACCUUCUUGACAAAUUAACAUGUAUUUUAUAUUAUAAAUGUGUAAAUAAGAUUGAAUCAAUGGGAAAUGAAUCUCUAGUGUUCAUAUUGUCUGUAUAUAUGAAUGACUGUUAUUUCUUUAGUACUUCUUUUGACUGCUUAACUUUGUUAUUUUCCUCCUUAUUGACCAAAAUGUGAAAGUAAAAUUCACAGUAUUACUCUUAUCAUUCUGAAUGUUUCUAGACAAUUCAGUGUUUUCAACCUUUGAAAGCAACCCAUGGAUGCUAAUAGCCACAGAAUAGUUGGAAAUAAAGAUAACAUUUUUAAAAUGCUAUAUUGUUUGGACAGCUCAUGCAUUUUUCUUAGCAUGCAAAGAUAAGUACUUGCCAUGUUGCUUAAGUUUGAAUUGAUGUGGCUAAUUAGUUUAAAUAUUUAGUAUUCAAAUUUUUGUGAUCAUAUAUUACACUUUAUCAAGGACUGUGUUUUCCCCCAGGACCCAAAGAAUCUAAGAAACACGCUGUCAUUUGCAUUUAUAAACAAUGCAUGCAGGAGUAGUAUAUUGGAUUCUUAAUUAUGUGGAUAAAAAUGACAUUCACUUUUUAUAUUUUUGGCUGAAUAAAGUAUAAAGAAGGAAAGGGAGAUCAUGUUUACUACAUUUCAGACAAAUAUCCCUUCUUCCUUACAAACUGGUUUUUUGUUUUGGUUUAGUUGUUUUAGUAGGUAACUAUAAGCUAUUGGCCUGAAAAACUCAGAUGCUGAUGUGUCAGGUCAGCGUGAUCGAGUGCAGGGUCACAGUGGAGAAAAGUCAUAUGGAAGAGUAGAAAUGGGGAUUCGGUCUUAAACAUGGGCCCUUAUUCUGAGAGUCUCAUCCCGGUGGGAAAACCUAGGAAGGCUUGUCAAACCGUCAGACUCUAAACUGCACACUAGGCUCUAUCAAUACUUUGCCUCCUGAGAAAUAGAUUUUCAGGUCAGAAUGACAUCAUAUUCCUUCUUUUUCUGACAAGCCAGCCAAUCAGGAAACAGACCAUUUUCAACAGAAAAGCACAGUUAAAAUUGCUACCCAUCAGCCCACUGUGGGCAUGCGGGUCACUCUUUUCCCAAAGGUGUAUGUUCUACAGUUGCAAAAUACCUAUAUCAGAUAGCAAACUAUAAUCAGAAAUAAUUUUUAAUUACAGUGAUAACUUGAUUGAUGAAGCUUUGUUAUUAACAACCUGACAAAAGGAAACCUUAUAUAUUACAUGAAAUAGUACCAUAUGUCAUCCAGUUUUAAAGCAGUAUGCCUGCCAAGCUUAGAUGAUAAAAAUAGCUCCGUGAAGCUUCUUAUUUGUCCAUAUUUGGUGGAAGAUAAGCAGCACUGACACCAAGGCAACCUUUCUUCCACUUCAUAUAGACUGUUCUUACCCCAAUCAAAGAGGGCGUGUGUUAAUCUCUCAUGUAUCACAACUUCCUGGCCUCUCUCUCUCUCCCAUUAUUUCUGAUGUGCUGCCUUCUUCACCUUUGUGGGCCAGAGUGAGUUGGGAGCAGUCUUCUGACACUGUUUUGAACCUGGGCCUCACUUUUUAGUACAGGCUAGUGAGGAAGCCUCUUCCUUGUGUAAACAUUCCAUCCCUUAUGGACAGCUCUGCCUUGUUGGUUCUAUGGCAUAUUUGAUUCUGUGUGUGUGUGUGUGGCUUGUUUAUGGACAUAUUUUCUGCAGAUGCAGUCACUGUUCCACUGUCCUGUAUGAUCAAGUUUCUUGAUUCUGGGUAAUGUGCCUUUUUAUCUAUUACUACCUAAAUUCUUAUUAAAACAUUUGGAUUACUAGUAAGCUGAUUUUUCAGGACUAACUCAUCUGGGUUUAGACUUAACUAUCAUGUCUUUCAUGACUCAAACCCAGAUCAGAGCUGUAAGAAAUAAUAUUUGUUUCACAAAAUCAACAUAUACUUUACCCCCUGGAAUUCUCUGUGUUUCACAAGAUUUCAGGGAGUUUGUUACAGACAUUUUCAAGCUUACACAAAUUUAAAGCAGCAAUUGGAAAGGUGGUGGAGAAAUGCUAAGACGGGAAUAUAUCUUCUUUGAAAACUGAAAGAUAAGAACCUGACAGGAGAGUUUGAAAAAUCAUUAAGUGUGUGUGUAAAGGAUGCAUGUAUGGGGGCUCUUAAUCCUAUGAAAACGUUAAGAGGCCAGUCUUUGGAGCUGGAUAAAAGAGUUUGAAUUUAGGCUCUGUGGCUUCUUACAGGUCCUUGAUAAAUUCACAAAGCCUUGUCUUCUUCAUCUCUAAAAUAAGAAUAAUAACACCUAUCUUACUGGCUUAUGGGGACUAAAUGAGACUAUGUAUAUGGAAUGUUUAGCACAGUCCCAGGUUUUAGAAAAUACUCACGUAGACUGAGAUUUCAUUAUUUUAUUGAAUUUAUCUCAUUAUGUCCCAUAAAUAUUGGGAGAUAAUUCAAGAAACAGAAAAUAGUACCUGGCCCCUUUGAAAAGCACUCAUUGGGCCUUUCGCUGAUGACCCACUGAGCUGUCAAGAACAGGCAAAGUAAAAACACCGCUUUUGGGUGAAGUGACAGCAUGUCGUGUUGUUUCGCUUCAAUCGGUGGUGUGACAAGGGGUUAAAAAAUUAAUUAAUUAAAAAUUAAAAAAAUA
This is a messenger RNA of Phyllostomus discolor (pale spear-nosed bat), 3456 nucleotides long. RefSeq names its product COMM domain containing 2 (gene COMMD2). The coding region runs from base 63 to 662 and encodes 199 amino acids. The record is from RefSeq and is a predicted model, not a curated record. NCBI's taxonomy places the organism in Eukaryota, Metazoa, Chordata, Mammalia, Chiroptera, Phyllostomidae. The transcript is spliced from 5 exons.